UCUAGUUUAGUGAAUGAAACGUGCUCCGUUGUUGUACAUAUCAGUGUUCUUGUUAAACCGUGAAGUAUUGCGAAUUGCUAAAAGUAUCGUACCUCCGUGGCGUCUAUAAGAAAAUUGCGGAGCAAAGAUGCAAGGAAAGCGUUAGUCUUGAGGAGGAAUAAAGUGCUGGGAGCAGCGAGGGGUGGUAAUGUGGUGACCCCUUUUCAAAUAUCGAAGCGCGAACGCUAAGCGCCAUCUAGGAUCCUCAUAAAUUUAAGGUAUCGGAAGGACACUAAACGCUGGACCAGCACAUGCAUCUGAUUUAUUGAGGAUUGGGAUGAAUGGAUAUUACUCUGGUAUUUAAACUCCCAGCAUCAAAAUGACCCACAACUUUCAUGCACCAUGUCAACAAGGCUCCCAACCCGCCGAAAUGUGGAGCCAGUAUUUCGCAUAAUAUCCCAACUGUUUGCCGGUCAAUUAAAUUCAUCAAAUUCGCAAACGUCAACCGACACAAUGUGUGAUUUUUAUCGCGUUCCAGCAGACAAUGUCGACGGGGCAAAAGACCAGAGGAAGCACAGUCGUCUUCCGGUGCGAAGAGUAGGACGCCGCAAACUCAGAGGCGCGGAAGGAAGUGAAACAAUAACUCACAUCGGAACAGUUGUAGGACGUAGUAAAAGUGUUGAUGAUCUUACCUCUGUGGACGACAUUGAGGGCGGUGAUGGCAGGCGAUUGCCUGAAACCUUCACAACCACUGCCGGGGGACCAGAACUGGAAAAGUUACUGCGCUCCAAAGACGAGCAGAUAGCCAAGCUAGUUGAGAAGUUGAGCACCGUUUUCGAAUGCAACAAUCAAUUUGCGGUUGAGCACGAAAAACUUCAGAAGGACUACCAGCAGGCCAUGCAAAGUUUGCACACUUUGGAGACGAUCAAGGCAAAGAGCUGCGACCAGUGCGCCUCGUUCGAGACCGAACGGGACCAGCUAGCGAAGGAGAACGGCGACCUGCGGAACGAUGUAAAGAUGAUGAAAAUUCUAGUGUACCGGUUGAACGUACAGAUCGAACGUUACCAGGACGCGAUCCGCGAGGGAACCACUGCCAAAAAUGCCAUCCCUAGGUUGGACUUUGUGGACAGCACGUACGGUGGCGCCAAGGACAAUCUCAACUGGGGACCAGUCAACUCGCAUACCCUCGGACCACUUCUGAAUGCCUACGAGGAAACGAUCACCGAAAAGUCCGACUUGGUGCAGCAGUACGAAUCGGAGCUGGUUGGCUUCACCGGGAAGUUGAAGAAAGUGUUGGAAGAAAACGAAUCACUCCAGCAGGAAAUGGAGACGAUGCGGGCGGCCCAGACGGGAUGGACGUCGGAGCGGACGCGGCUGCAGGCGCAAGUCGACGUGCUGCGGAGUAAAGCGGACGUGCAGGGGAAGCGAGCGGAUCUUGCAAAGGAAAAGCUGGUUGAAGUACUCAAAUGUUACGAACAAAAAGUACAAGCACAAAGCCUCGACAUACAGCGGCUGCAGGAAGCCUAUUCCAGAAGCAAAGGAGAGCUAGCGACUCUACGAAACCUUAACCACAACCCGGAGCUGGUAGCCAACAGUUUAAAAGAAUGUCAACAACUUCUGGAGCAACUUCGAGUACAGCGCAGUAAUGAACAAACCCGGACGACGGAGGAAGCAGAAACAAUCAAACAGGAUCUCACACAAAAAUCGGCCGAAUUGGAACAACUGCGGGAGGACUAUCAGCAGCAGCUCAAGAUAUUUGAGCGUCAAAAGGAAAUUAACGAAAUUCUCAUGGGCAAGAACGCUGCGCUCAAAUGUACGCUCGAGCGUACGAGACAAUCGAAGGAGAUACUGAAGCAGCGGUUAAAAACCAUGAUCAGCUGUGGUAAGGGUUCCGAGCAGCGCAAAGACCAACUGCAGGAGAGCUGGCAAACGAUUCGGGCGCUACAGGCGCAGCUGCAGCAGCGUGACGGUCAGCUUCGAUCCCUCCAGCAACGCUACCAGACGGAAGUCGAACAACUGGAGCGCCGUUUGCGGCAGCGGGAAGACACGUUGCGCAAGAUAUUGGCCGAAAAGGCCCAAUUUCAUCGGCAGGCGUAGCCGAACCGUCCAUCAAACGUUAUCUAGUCUAAUUCAAACGUAUCUGAUAAUAAACAAAAUCGUA
Molecule: messenger RNA, 2140 nt
Organism: Anopheles coustani
Lineage: Eukaryota; Metazoa; Arthropoda; Insecta; Diptera; Culicidae
Gene: Cep89
Product: protein Cep89 homolog
Exons: 5
Coding region: 382-2076 (564 amino acids)
Biological process (GO): mitochondrion organization; chemical synaptic transmission; cilium assembly
Cellular component (GO): ciliary transition fiber; centriole
Source: RefSeq, a predicted model, not a curated record